UCUUAACCACCUAUAAAAACAAGUUUCUGUGCAAAGAAAGGAAGGAAAGAAGAAACGGAAAAACCCUAAACCCUAAAAUGGCGAGUGAUGUUCUUCCUUCAGAAAUACUCACCGAAAUCUUCUCCCGCUUACAUCCACAAUCACUUCUCCGAUUCCGCUCAACUUCAAAAUCACUUAAAUCCAUAAUCGAUUCUCACAACUUCACCAAUCUUCACCUCAAAAACUCUCACAACUUCAACCUCAUCCUCCGCCACAACACCAAUCUCUAUCAACUCCAUUUCCCCAACUUAACCACCCCUCUUCCACUCCAUCAUCCUCUGUCUUACACCAAGCGCAUCACACUCUUUGGUUCAUGUAACGGCCUCAUCUGCAUUUCCUCAAACACCGAAACCGCGUUCUGGAACCCUAACAUCCGUAAACAUCAGAUUAUCCCUAAUCUCCCUGUUUCUAUUCCUCAAUCUGAAACCAAAAUCCACUACGCCUUUUUCACUUACGGAUUUGGCUUUGAUCCUUUAUCCUCCGACUACAAGCUUAUCAGAAUCUCUUGGUUCGUUGAUUUACAAAACUCUACUUUUGAUUCAUAUGUCAGACUCUUCACCUCGAAAACAAACUCGUGGAAAGUACUUCCUAGUAUAGACUAUGUUCUUUGCUAUGCUCUAACCAUGGGAGUUUUUGUUGAGAAUUCUCUUCAUUGGAUAACGGUGAAGAAUCCUGAUGGGUUACAUCCCCGUUUAAUUGUCGCGUUUAACCUAACACUUGAGCUUUUCAAUGAGGUUCCAUUUCCUGAUGAAAUAUGA
Messenger RNA from Medicago truncatula (barrel medic), 797 nucleotides. RefSeq names its product F-box protein CPR1. The record is from RefSeq and is a predicted model, not a curated record. Lineage: Eukaryota; Viridiplantae; Streptophyta; Magnoliopsida; Fabales; Fabaceae. The transcript has a single exon. The coding region runs from base 78 to 797 and encodes 239 amino acids. Gene Ontology annotation, molecular function: protein binding.